AUGACAGAACUAUCUUAUAUCAUUUGGUUAUUAAAUCCAAAAAUCAAUGACAAUGAAAAAGUCUUUCAUCUACGCACUAUUCUCCCUCAUGAUUGUCUUCAAACAUAUGACGAUUGGGACGAGUGUAUUGACUUUUUAACUGACCUGGCAGAAACUUCUAUGAAAAUUAUUUUCAUUAUUUCUUUAUCUUCACUGAUUGAAGCCAAUGAGGCAUUGAUAGAAACAAUUGAAAACGUGCAAAAUAUUCAUUCAAUUUAUAUUCUUUGUCCUACAUUGUCUUUGUCUACCAUUUCGUUGACAUCUGAUACUAAAGUACGUGGUAUUCGCACUGAUUAUCAAUCUUUAGUUAAUCAACUCUUGUGUGCGAUGAAUAUGGAACAAGAAUUUCGUUACAGACGCUUCGCUUGUGAUGAUUUUCGUAUAUCUACAAGCACACCAUUGCCAAUUGUCACGACUGCAACGCGUCAAUCAUCAUUAAUGCUGAUAAACAACAAUGCUGAUUCGAAGAGGCAGGAAACAGAUUUUAUGUAUUCACAAAUCGCAAGAGANUCAUUGCUUUUAUGCAACUGGCACAAUGAUACGCAUCGCAUUCAGCCUACAACGAAUAAUAACACAGGAAGACAAGUCAUUGGGCGCUUGCCGACAGCAGUUCAUAUUCCACUUCAAACAAAAUUGCAAUGUGAUAAUGAACUCGGAAAUAGUACAGAAAUAGAGAAUUGA
Molecule: messenger RNA, 720 nt
Organism: Adineta ricciae
Lineage: Eukaryota; Metazoa; Rotifera; Eurotatoria; Adinetida; Adinetidae
Source: the annotation of a GenBank genome assembly